GCCUAUUAUUAACCAAAAAUUCUCAUAAUAGUAAAGAAAUACUAGACUAGGCCAAAAAUAAUAAAGAAGAUAAAAAUAUCACCUGACUUAAGUGUCAGUUGUCACACUUGUCACGAGUACGACAGUAGGAGUUGUCAGUGUCAUAUGAUUAUUAGGGGUGUGAAAAGCUAAGAUAAUUCAAAAAAUGAUUUGUUUCAUACCAUUGGCAUUAUUGCUGAUUUCUUCAGCUUAUGGGACUGGAGAAUUUUCAGUCCUGAAUCAUGCCCCUAGCCUACUAUUCAAAGGGCACGAUGUCUUAAAAGAGAGUAAUUUAAAAGAAGUCUAUGCUGCGUGUCUUGGUUUUUCGACUGAACAUUUCUCCAAUUGGCGUGGACUGUAUUUAUCUAACCCCUUUGAGGUAGCCCAUGCUAUUGCUACCAUCUACGUAGAUGGUGUCUCAGAUAUUGGUCAACAAAAGGGUCACCACUUUCCUCUUAAUACGGAUGUGGCUGAAUCUAAGAUUUACAAGUCUAUAGAGAGAAGAAUUGGGGAGCAUUAUCCCGAACAACCUACUAAUUUAGUAAGAAUUCAUUUAUCCAAUGGAUUGGAAGAUAUUCGCAAAUAUUCCAUUUUUGAAAAUAUUAUAACUGCUAACACAAAGCAACUCAAUCAUAAAAUUUUAAAAUUGGAUGUUGAAGAAGAUAGACAAUUUUUGAAAGAAUGUACAAUUUUGAAAGAAAUUGCUGCAAAAGUAGUAGAAGGCAGUAUUACAGUUGACGAUGUACCUGAUGUCUUCUGGUUUGAAGUUGGUUCUUUCCAUCCUCUUGUUGAUUUCUAUGGAGAAAACUCCAGUCAAGUCUUAGAAGCCAAACAAAUUCUUAAUGAGGUCAUUCUUGAAAUUAAUGCAGCAUUUAAAAAAUUAUAUGAUGGAUAUGUUCUUGUAUCUGUUAUAACCAGCGAUGCUAGUCAUACUAGGAAAGGGAGAAGUAUUCUCCAGAACCAAAAUGAAAAAGCCGAUGAACCCAUUAGUGAUAAAACCAAGUACAACUUGGCAAGCUAUUACAACAAAGACUAUCCAGUUAUUUUUAACAUUAUUCUUUGGUUUGGAAUAAUGAUGUUAUUUUCUCUUAUUGCUAUAAGUCUAGCCAUUGGAAACAUGGAUCCAGGUCGUGAUUCCAUUAUAUACCGUAUGACCAGCACUAGAAUGAAGAAAGACAAUUAAAUUUGUUUCCGUUUUUAUUUUGUGGAAAGUAUAAAAUGUGCAAUUUGGUGUUAUUUGAAUCUUUCCACAAACAAAAG
Psylliodes chrysocephalus is the source of this 1278-nucleotide messenger RNA. The record is from the annotation of a GenBank genome assembly. Lineage: Eukaryota; Metazoa; Arthropoda; Insecta; Coleoptera; Chrysomelidae.